AAGGAGGCACAGACAGAGCAGAAAGCAGAGCGCCGAGAUCUGGAUCACACGACACAACAAGGAAAACUGACACAUCCUAAAACUCUAGGUUUCAACACCUGCAAAUCUCUGGUUGACGACCAACAUCAUCAAUAGGGAAAUAGUGAGCUCUCCAUUGCAUCACGCGCCUCACCACACCCAGUGCUUUCUAUUAGCAGUCCAUUAAAGCUACUGAACCAGAUGCGCAGCAUUUAUGCUCAUUCCACGAAAGAUGCAGACCUUUCGACAUAAGGAGUCUCUCAUCCCUCGACCUCGAGGGACUUUGCCUCUGGUGUGCGCGGGGUUGUCGGCUGCCGUGGCGACAGGGGGCAUCGUGUUACUGUCUCCUCAGCGCUUUUUCGGCUGGGUUGCCAUGGUAAUGCUCAUCCUCACCCUUGGGCCUCUGCUGCACGGCGUCUGUCUGCUGGCAGAGGAGGUCCUGCACCAUUCAAACACCAGGUAUCGAGGGCGUCGGCUUCUGAGCCACGUGCCGCCAGCCUGUGGUUUGUGGGGGAAGACCCUGCUGGCUGCAGGGCUGGCGAGCCUCCUGCUCUACCUGGUCGGCAAUCCUCUGCCAGAGAGAGGUCAAUGUGCGAAACUCCUCUUCAUGUCAUCAGUUCUUUAUGCCCUGUUGAAGAGCCUGGGAGUCCUGGCGCCGUCAGGGGUGGAGGUGUCGGACAUCUGUGAGGGGAGGAAGAUGAACGUGGCCCACGGCCUGGCCUGGUCCUUCUACCUGGGCUACCUGCGCCUGGUGCUGCCACAUUUGGAGGCAUCCAUUGCAAAGUUUCGUGCCACCCAUAGAGGUGAAGGUCACACUUGGACUUGUGGUUCCAAGAAGCUCCUAAUUCUCAUCCCUCUUAACGCCAACAUCUCCGACAAACUGGAACAACAGGACGACAGCAUUCGUUUCUACGACAACCUCCCCAACACUGAGCUCAACAGGGCCGGGGUCAGAGGUCGGGUCUACAAGCACAGCGUCUACACGGCUCUGGACGAGCACGGGACGUCCCAUGUGUUCGUGGGGGAGUAUGCGACGCCCCUGCUGACGCUCUACAGCAUGUCCCAGGAGAGCAGCGCUGGUUUCGGGGAGUCCGAGCGCAAGCAGCAGGUGCUGCUCUUCUACAGAACCCUGCAGGACAUCCUGGAUCAGUCACUGGAGUGUCAGAACCGCUACCGGCUCCUGCUGCUUGAUGAUGAGGAGGAGCAGGAUGCUCACGCUCUGUCCAAGGCCGUCCUCAGGCACCUGGAGCAGCAGGAGCGAGAAGAGGUCUGCGUUACCCCCCCUCCUCUACAGGACACGGCUCACCCAUUAGGCGCCCCGGCCUCGAGCCAAUGGCAGUGCCCGGAUCUCAUGAGCAGAGAGCCCACAAUCAUGGUGAGCCUGGAGGCGCCUCGGACCCUGAAGGAGCCUGUUGAGGACGCUGAGUAGCUGUUCAGAGAGUUUUAUAUGAAAGAUAUUAUCUAUUCCAAUACUUAAAAAAACAUUAGGAUAAAAUGUCAACGAGUUUAGAUAUGUCAUCAUAAAGUAACUGAUUUGGAGAAUGUGAGACCAAGGCUUCGUUGUACCAUCAUUUUUUCUGUUAUAUUUAUUUUUUUUAUAUUUAGUGUAAGGGAUAAAAUUAUAGCGAGAGAGAAUAGAGAAAAAGGGAGAAAACAGGAGCCAAUCAAUGUGUCACCAUGUUGGGAAGAGUAGGAGGAAGACGGAGCAGUCACAGGACACCUGACACCACCUGUUUGUCUGCUUCCCUCAGGCUCCCACGCACACACACACACACACGCACGCACACACACACACACAUACACACACACACGCGCGCACACACACACACACACACACACACACACACACACACACACACACACACACACACACACACACACA
Betta splendens (Siamese fighting fish) is the source of this 1900-nucleotide messenger RNA. It is a transcript of the gene sting1, whose product is annotated as stimulator of interferon response cGAMP interactor 1. The transcript is spliced from 8 exons. Bases 233 to 1447 code for a protein of 404 amino acids. The record is from RefSeq and is a predicted model, not a curated record. Lineage: Eukaryota; Metazoa; Chordata; Actinopteri; Anabantiformes; Osphronemidae. Gene Ontology annotation, molecular function: 2',3'-cyclic GMP-AMP binding; cyclic-di-GMP binding. Gene Ontology annotation, cellular component: endoplasmic reticulum membrane; autophagosome. Gene Ontology annotation, biological process: reticulophagy; activation of innate immune response; positive regulation of macroautophagy.